Molecule: messenger RNA, 5661 nt
Organism: Salmo salar (Atlantic salmon)
Lineage: Eukaryota; Metazoa; Chordata; Actinopteri; Salmoniformes; Salmonidae
Product: sodium- and chloride-dependent GABA transporter 2
Biological process (GO): sodium ion transmembrane transport; amino acid transport; nitrogen compound transport
Cellular component (GO): plasma membrane; cell projection
Molecular function (GO): gamma-aminobutyric acid:sodium:chloride symporter activity
Source: RefSeq, a predicted model, not a curated record
GCCCCAGCAGCAGCAGACAAUUGCACCAACCACUGACCUCCAGGCAGGAACUCAACAGACUCGACCAGCAGUAUUCACCUCUCUCUCUCUCACUCACUGCAGGAUGGCAGGUCCUCUCUUGGCAGGCAGGCAUGAGACUCUCCCCGGGCCGAUGCAGGAUGCCCAACAGAGGGUCAAUGAGCGAGGCCAGUGGGAGAACAAAUUUGAGUUUAUUCUAACUGUGGCUGGCGCUAUUGUUGGACUUGGAAAUAUAUGGAGAUUUCCCUAUCUUUGUUACAAGAACGGUGGGGGUGCGUUCUUCAUCCCGUACAUCCUGUACCUGGUGACCUGUGGCAUCCCUCUGUUCAUCCUGGAGACGGCUCUGGGACAGUACACCAGCCAGGGGGGCAUCACCUGCUGGAGGAAAAUCUGCCCGCUGUUUGAGGGAAUGGGCUAUGCCGCCCAGGUGAUCACUAUAUAUGGAUGUAUGACCUACAUAGUGAUUCUGGUGUGGGCUUUCCUCUACCUGUUCUCAUCCUUCACUGCUGACCUGCCAUGGACUAACUGCAACAAUGCUUGGAACACAGAUUUUUGUGUGACAUUUGGCACCAAGAAUGCCAGCACCAAUUGGACUGUUCCACUCCUUAAUGUGUCAUCUUCCGUUGUGGAGUUUUGGCACCGGCGAGUGCUGAGAAUGUCAGAAGGAAUUGAGUCAUUGGGAGGCAUUAGAUGGGAGCUGGCUCUGUAUCUUCUGCUGUCCUGGGCCAUCUGCUACUUCUGUAUCUGGAAAGGAGUUAAGUCUACAGGGAAGGCAGCCUACUUCACGGCCACCUUCCCCUAUGUAAUGCUAGCGGUGCUAGUUGUCCGAGGAGUGACCCUUCCAGGAGCUAAAGAUGGCAUAUUCUACUACUUGUAUCCCAAUGUUACACGCCUAGCUGAUCCACAGGUUUGGAUGGAUGCAGGAACCCAGAUAUUCUAUUCUUAUGCCAUAUGCCUGGGCUACCUGACCUCUCUUGGAAGCUACAACAAAUACAACAACAACUGCUACAAAGAUUCCUUCUACCUGUGCUUGUUGAACAGUGGGACCAGCUUCGUGUCUGGUUUCGCCAUUUUCUCCAUACUGGGUUAUAUGGCUGGAGAACAGGGUGUGGACAUCUCUGUGGUUGCGGAGUCAGGUCCUGGCCUGGUCUUCAUAGUGUACCCUCAGGCAGUGUCCCUGCUCCCCUGCCCUCAGUUCUGGGCUGUCUGCUUCUUCACCAUGAUCAUCCUGUUGGGAGUGGAUAGCCAGUUUGUCGCUCUUGAGAGCCUUAUGACCUCGGUAACAGACUUCUACCCCAACCUCAUCAGAAAGGGGUACCGGAGGGAGCUUCUGCUGCUGCUCAUCUGCUGCUGCUGCUACCUGGUCGGACUCAUCAUGAUCACAGAGGGUGGCCUCUACAUCAUCCAGCUGUUUGAUCAUUAUGUGUGCAGUGGUGCCACUCUGCUGCUCCUCUCCAUAUGCCAGUCACUCAGUAUUGGAUGGAUAUAUGGCGCUGAACGCUUCUGUGACAACAUUGAGGAUAUGAUUGGCUACAGGCCCUCCUCCCUGCUGAAGUACUGUUGGCUCUACAUUACUCCAACUAUUGGCACCGUAACCUUUGUAUUCUCGCUGCUGAAGUACAGCCCUCUGAAGUUCAACAACACCUAUGUGUACCCAUGGUGGGCCUAUGGGCUAGGCUGGAUCCUGGCUAUGUCCUCCCUCUCUCUCAUCCCCAUCACCAUGGUCUACAAACUGUCCCAGGCCAAAGGGACUUUCUGGCAGCGCCUCCAGACAGUCUGUCGGCCAGCAGAUGACCUUCCUAUGAUGAAGAAGGAGAUGGCAGGUCUCUAUGCUCUGGACAGUGUUACUGAAGAUGAGAAAACCUACAACAAUAAUCUAUAGACUGACUGUUCUGCUAUUACUUUUCGGGACAGUUACCCAGACCCAGAUUAAGCCUAGUCCUGGACCAAAUAUUAUUUACCAUGCUUUUUAGUCCAGAAGUAGGCUUAAUCUGUGUCUGGGAAACAGUCCAUUUAUAUUCUAUUAUACUCUAUUUUUGUAACUUUCUUAGUAAGGGUUUUGGUUUUUGUGGGUUUUAUAUAGUUGUAGCUGGUCAGAGUUGUGCUUGAGGUACUGGUAUUGUGUUUGGAUUGUAGUAUAGUUCAUAUUUUUUUAUUUUGUAUUAACUGAACAUUUGUAGCAUAAUAUUUUUCUUAUAUGAUUCAAAUAAUUAGUUGUAGACCAUUCAUAAAUAAAAUAGAUACACCUAGAUCACCUAAAAAGUUUUGACCAGUUUCCCUGACUAAGCCUAGUCCUAUGCUAAAAAGCACUUUCAAUGGCGAAUCUCCAUUGAGCAUGCUUUUUAGACCAAGUCUAGGCUUAAUCUGUGUGUAUACAAUAGGUAAUCAAUCCAAGACAUUGACGUUUACCUUUUUAUUUUACCGGGGAAAUUAACAUUACACCCUGUACUUUACUGACUUUAUUGUCCCCAUGGGGAAAUUUUGUUGCGGUGUCAUGUACACGUUCAAUUAACUCUUUGUAAUUAACUAUUCUUAUUUGAAGAACCAAAAUGACCAGCCUCAGGAUUGAAUUAUAAACAAUAGUGUAAUAAACCCCUGCGCACAAGGUCACAAAAAGAUAAUGCAUUGCAGUCUACUGGUAAACUCCAAAGCCAUUUCUGAUGUCUAUAUGGCCGUGUCUAGACUUGACAGAUCAUGCAGCUUUAGCGUUCUGAUCAUGGAAUUCUGAACGAGUCAUGCGUCUACACCUACAUUUUAAUUGUCUACCGUGUCCACUGUGUGUCCGGAUUCCCUUUUCCCACGCUAUAUUCAAAUGCCAGUAUGCAUUCUACAAAUGGUGGAAUAGGCAAAAAUAUGUCAAGAAUAAGCACUGAUGGCAGUAGCUAACUACUGUAGCUAACCUCUGUAGCUAGCAAGCAACGCUAAAGGGAUUGAAAACAGGUUAGCAUAACACUAGCCUAACAAACAAAAAAUUAGCUAGCUGGCUAGCAUUUAUGAGUCCAGCAAACACAUUCCUCAUGCUAGGAACUUAUUUCCUCCAACGUUAUAAUGAAAAGGUGCCUCUUUCCCAAAUCGCAAGUUUUAUGGAGACUUGUGGGAGGAAUGCUGAUGACGUCGCCCACUGUAUGUGCUUUCGGUAGCCUUAUUGCGUCUAGACUGAGGAGAAAUCCGCAGACAAUGCAUCCCUGACCACCUCCUAAAGUGGUCAGAUACAUCUGAACACAAUCAGAUCACAAAGCGACUUUUGUGCGUCUAGACUCGUCUUUUCAAUGUUAUCUUCAUAUUCUGAUAGAUGUCACGUGUCAAGUGUAGACACAACCUAUCUUGGUAAACUGUUGGUCUUGCGAUAAAAUACUCUGCUGUGGAAGAUUUGUAUGUAUUUUUAGAAAGUCAACAAGUACACCUUGGACAUUGUGUAUAUACAGUGUACAAAACAUUAGGAUCACCUUCCUAAUAUUGAGUUACACCCCCCCCUUUUUCCCUAAGAACAGGCGCAAGUUUUUGGGGCAUGGACUCUACAAGGUGUUGAAAGCGUUCCACAGGAAUGCUGGCCCAUGUUGACUCCAAUGCUUCCUACAGUUGUUAAGUUGGCUGGAUGUCCUUUGGAUGGUUGACCAUUCUUGAUACACACGGGAAACUGUUGAGUGUGAAAAACCCAGCAGCGUUGCAGUUCUUGACACACUCAAACAGGUGUGCCUGGCACCUACUACCAUUCCCGCAAAUCUAUGUUUACUUUCCUCCACAUCUAAAUGUGAUGAGUUUGCGGCGUAUUUCAGAGAGAAAACAUUAGGCUGGGUAUCAGUCAAGCAAGACCUGAUGAGAAGUGUAUGUUCCCCGGCCUAACACGCAAAGACACUACGCAUGUAUUUUCCCUGGUUGAUACUGACAUGCUCAGGAAAGUGAUAUCCCAAUUUAAGCCUUCUACCUGCCUUCUCAAUCCUAUCCCCACCACCUUCAAAACUGUUUUUAAUUGCAUAUCUGAAGAAGUGCAAGCUAUUGUUAAUCACUCCCUGUUCACAGGCACUUUCCCUACUGCACUAAAAACUGUUAUGGUGAAACCCCUUCUGAAGAAAAGUAAUCUAGAAUCUUCAGCUCUUAACAAUUUUUGGCCAAUCUAAAAUUCAGGAGAAAUUGGUUUUCAAACAGCUAAAUUAUUUUUUUAAGUGCCUACUGUAUUUUUGAAAAACUCCAAUCUGGUUUUCAUGCCCACCACAGCACAGAGACCGCCUUAGUUAAAGUGGUAAAUGAGCUUAGAGCCAACACGGAUUCCAAACAGCUCACUGUCCUUGUACUCUUGGAUUUAAGGGCUGCAUUCGACACCGUUUUCCACCCUGAUGUCCUAGACAGACAGGCGAGGUGGGUUGGCCUCUCCAGUCCAUUUCUAAAUUGGUUUAGGACCAAUUUAACCUGAGUUUUUUGUCACCCUUGGUGAACAUAACUCAGAGCAAAUACAUAUCACAUGUGGCAUUCCACAAGGUUCGAUUUUCGGUGCGGCACUGUUCAGUUUAUAUAUGUUACCCCUUUCCAGAGGUAUCAAAAAGCACAGCAUUGAUUCGCAUUACUACACAGACAAUACACAACUUUAUAUUCCUGUGUCACCAGAGGAUUUUAGCUCCACUGAUAAAUUAGACUGUAUUAGUGAUUUAAAUACUUGGAUGGCUCACAACUUCCUCCAGCUAAAUCAAGACAAGACCGAGGUACUUAUUGUUGGAGCCAAAGCCAGAGAGAGAAUCUGACCUCACAUUUUAAUUCAGGGGCAAUAAAGAUAAAACACCAGGUGAAAAACUAAGGUGUCGUUUUAGAUUCUGAACUCAAUUUCCAGUCAUACAUUAGAAAUGUGACAAAUCACUUUUUACCACCUGAGGAACACUGCCACAGUGUGGCUUUUUCUAUUUCAGCCUGAUACAGAGAGACUCAUCCAUGGUUUUAUUACAAGCAGGCUUGAAUACUGUAAUGCUCUUCUGUCUGGUCUACCCAAGAAAGUCAUUGGUCAACUGUGGAACAUACAGAACGCUGCAGCACGGGUACUGACCAAGACUGGACGGAGAGCAUACAGUCUGCCAGAGAACCUGAGGGGCGCCAAAACUGUGGACAUAUUUAAAAGAGAUCUUUAAACACCAUUUUAGCUUUGCUUUUCCUUAGGGUGAUUUUUAGUCAUUCAGUUUUUAUUAUUCUUAAUUUUUUUUAUCCUCGUGUUUGUGUACUAAAUAUUAAAGUUUUUAUUUUCAUAGUUAGAUUUUUUUUCUCCUGUGAAGCACUUUGCGUUGCAUUCCAUGUCUGAAAUGUGCUGUAUAAAUAGCUUGAUUUGAUACUUCGUUCAAAGGCGCUUAAAUAUUUUGUCUUGCCCAUUCCCCAUCUGAAUGGCACACAUACAAUCCAUGUCGCAAUUUUCUCAAGGCAUAAAAAUUAUUCUUUAACCUGUCUCUUCCCCUUCAUCUACACUGAUUGACGUCGAUUUAACAGGUGACAUCACUGGCCUGGAUUCCACCGGUCAGUGUGUCAUGGAAAGAGCAGGUGUUCCUAAUGUUUUGUACACUCAGUGUAUGUCGUAUCUACUAUCAAUGUGGAAAUGUACUAUUUUAACUAAUACUAUUUUUUAAGAUUUGUAUUAACCUUUAUGUAAUAAAACACUUUAAAACAAAA